AUGCAGGAAAUUGAGUCUAUACUCCUGACAAACAAUACGCUGCGAGAGAAACACAUGGGUCAUGUGGACGCGCUGGCAGGAACACCAGCGCGCAUGCUUACACGCAAACAACCACACAGGCGCACAAACCUACUGCCAAAUCGACGCCUGCUCCCCAAAGUUUCUAAACCGGAUGACACAAGGGCGGGUUUGUCCACUCCACCAGGUCAACACCGUCAUCCGGAGCACAAAGAUGCUCAACCGUCAACUUCCAAAAGCAUCUAUUCUUCGCGGAUUUUCAGCACUCUAAAACCAGGUUCUGCAAAAGGCCUCUCAACGGCACUUCGAUAG
Opisthorchis viverrini is the source of this 330-nucleotide messenger RNA. RefSeq lists its product as hypothetical. Lineage: Eukaryota; Metazoa; Platyhelminthes; Trematoda; Opisthorchiida; Opisthorchiidae. The record is from RefSeq and is a predicted model, not a curated record. The transcript has 3 exons. The coding region runs from base 1 to 330 and encodes 109 amino acids.